CACACAAACAUUAACCAGACGUCAAUCACAAUCACUCGCCAUGGAUUUCGCCUCAAUCAUGGCCGCCGAGAUUUCAAAGAAGCGGAAGCCAGAGCCCACUUCGAAAUCGCCCGCAGAACCCGCCCCUAAAAAAUACAUGAAGCGCUCCGAAAUUGAAGCGCAGCGCCGCCGGGAAUACGAGGAAGAGCAAAAGCGCCUCGAGAAAGAACGACGCGAGAAAGCCGAGAGGAAACGACAGGAGGAAGAAGAAGAGCGCAGUCGCCGCGAGGCAACUAAGGCUAAACAAAGGCAGCUUGCGGAAGAAAAACGCCGUCGGAAGGAAGAGGAAACUCAACAGUUAGGGAAGGAGGGUCCGCUCGCAAAGGAGGGUUUGGACAGUUCAGAUGAAGCAAACAGUUCGGAGGCUAUGACGGAAGCUGAGGCGAUAGAGAAGUUACGAAGCAUGGGGGAACCUGCCUGUUUGUUUGCCGAAACACAUCCGCAAAAGGUCCGCCGCUUGAAGAGGCUUUUAGCAGCGCUGGAAAUAAAGAAUAGGGAGGCGACACCUCCGCUGUCGGAGGAGGAAAUGGUACUCAGUCCAGGCGAUAUUCUAGACGACAAAGAUAAGGUGUACCGGCAACUCGCAGCAUGGUUUGCAUUGGUUCUCUCGGAAUGGGAGAUUACACUUGAGAGCAGGUCGUCCGCGCUCAAAGACUCAUUCCAAGGCAAAGCGGCAGCAAACUCGAUGAUCCAGGCAAAGACGUAUAUGGUCCCACUAUUCCGCCACUUCAAACAAAGGGAUCUGCACGAAGAUAUAUACACGAAAGUCUGCGAAAUUGUGGUAGAAGCUCAGGCGAGAAGAUACGUUCGGGCAAACGACGUCUACCUAAGAUUGAGUAUCGGAAACGCUGCUUGGCCCAUUGGCGUUACCAUGGUUGGUAUCCACGAACGUUCCGCACGCGAGAAGCUUCAUGAGAAAGGAUUAGCAGCACACAUCAUGAGCGACGAGGUUACGAGAAAAUUUCUUCAGAGCAUCAAGAGAUGCCUGAGCUUUUGUCAGACUAGAUGGCCUCCGGAGGACCCAUUACAGCUUAUGGGAUAG
Molecule: messenger RNA, 1081 nt
Organism: Tuber melanosporum (Perigord truffle)
Lineage: Eukaryota; Fungi; Ascomycota; Pezizomycetes; Pezizales; Tuberaceae
Exons: 2
Coding region: 41-1081 (346 amino acids)
Biological process (GO): RNA splicing; generation of catalytic spliceosome for second transesterification step
Cellular component (GO): U2-type post-spliceosomal complex; U4/U6 x U5 tri-snRNP complex; U5 snRNP
Source: RefSeq, a predicted model, not a curated record